Molecule: messenger RNA, 2851 nt
Organism: Owenia fusiformis
Lineage: Eukaryota; Metazoa; Annelida; Polychaeta; Sabellida; Oweniidae
Source: the annotation of a GenBank genome assembly
CGGAAAUGCUAGGUUGAUGUUAAAUUUUCUGGCACUGUCAAAAUGUCACAAAAUGCUCACGUUUUCUUGACUACUAUGUGUCUCUCGGUGGCUAUAUACAUUAUACAGACAUAUGCUAUAGACAAGGGAACAUAUCUGAAACAUCGAGAAGCCAUACUGAACAAAGAAAGGAUGGAAAUAACCGGAGGAGAAAUUGCACUUUCUGCCGAUGAGUCAAAGGUCAAUCAAAUUUUGAUGACAUUCAAAAUAAAAGAAAUAGAAUAUGGAAAACAGAAUAAUCUAUUUCCACCUGCUAUGCACUUCUUCAAAGCUAAACCUCUUAUUGAGAAAAGUGAUGUUUUCCGUAUUAUAAAAGCAAUGCCUAAGGGUGCAGCGCUACACUUACACGAUGUAUCUCUAUGUGAUAUAGACUGGCUAAUAAAGAAUGCUAGCUACUUGCCACACGUAUAUGUCUGUCAGGAAGAAGGCGCCAGUAUGAGGCUGCAUUAUUUUGAUAAACCUGCCACAGACUGCUAUUGGACACCUUUAAAAGACUGGAGGAGUAAAUAUGGGAAAGAUGUUGUUGACCAAUGGUUACUAGGAAACAUGACACUACUUGUAGAUGACCCUGUUAAAGCCUACCCAAACAUUGACGCAGUCUGGAAAAAGUUUUUAGACACUUUAGGGGUGGCCGACGGCCUUAUAUUCUAUGCUCCAAUUUACAAGGCAUAUUAUUAUCAAGCUUUACAAGAAUUUUAUGAUGACAAUGUGCAAUAUAUAGAAGUGCGUACUUUACUGAGUAAUGUGUAUGAACUAAAUGGUACGAUACAUGACAAGGAAUGGGUGUUGAAGGCUUACAUAGACACUCUUCACCAGUUCAUGAAGGACCACCCAGAUUUUAGUGGCUCAAAAACUAUAUACUCCAACACAAGGUUCAUUGAGCCUAGUGCAGUACAAGAUGAUAUUAAUCUAAGUAUAAAGUUCAGGAAUAAAUAUCCUGAUCAUUUUGCUGGUUAUGAUUUGGUAGGACAAGAAGACCCAGGCUUCCCACUGACCUAUUAUCUUGACCAGCUUUUGAGUCCAUCUCAGAUGAGCCCCCCUGUUGACUUGCCUUAUUUCUUUCAUGCAGGGGAGACAGACUGGUAUGGUACUGCUGUAGACAUCAACAUUAUAGAUGCUCUCUUGUUGAAUACUAGCCGUAUAGGGCAUGGUUAUGCAAUAAACAAGCACCCAGAAGCUCUGCGUAUGGCCAGAGAGUCUAACACACCUAUUGAAGUCAACCCAAUCUCAAAUCAGGUUCUAGGAUUGGUGACAGACCUUCGCAACCACCCUGCCUCUAGUCUCAUGGGGGAGGGGUUUCCCAUGGUAAUCAGUUCAGAUGACCCUGGUGUGUGGGGAGCAAGGGCAUUAUCAUAUGAUUUCUACGAGGCCUUUAUGGGACUUGGCGGGGAAUUUGCAGACCUGAAAACCUUAAAAAAGUUAGCCAUAGACUCUCUACAUUACAGUGCGAUGAACUUAGCAGAGAAACAAGACGCAAUGCGCCUGUGGCAGAAGAAAUGGGACAUGUUCAUCCAAUCCAUGCUUCAAGAAUAUGGCAACCUUAUCAAAUGACCUACAGAGAAAGAGGAUACACACCAGCGAAUGUUUCAUCAUAUACUGAAUGAAAUUUAUUUCUUGCUUCAGUCUUGGCUUCUGUUUUUUGAUUAUCUGUUCAAAGGGUAAAACAAUACAUCAGUGAAUGUUUCAUCAAAUACCUAAAUGAAAUUUAUUUCUUGCUUCAAUCUUGGCUUCUAUUUUUUGAUUUUCUGUUCAAAGCAUAGAACAUAUUGAGAAACGACAAAUAAUGUUUCGCUUAUUCAUGUUCAUUUUGAUGACUUAAUUUAGAGGUGAGAAAAUGAAGAUGAUUUAGACUAGGGCAAAUCAAUUGUUUUGUUUUUUUUGUAUUUCUGUGUCCUGUCAAUUUUAAACUACCUCUUGAGAAGGGCCAUUCUGCAUUUAUGAACAUCAUGAUUUAAACAUAUGUUAUAUACAUGUACACUUUUAUUUGACUGAAAUCUUUGCCAUAUUAGGCAAAAUGAGACAUGUUUUUAGGGUAUGGUACAUGUAGAAAUAAAAAGGUCUCAUUCCCACAUCCUUCUAGGAAAAAAUAAUAGCAAAUAUCUGAAUCCAAUUAUACCCUAGCCUUAUGUGGCUAUGUAUUUCUUAAAUUAUUUUACAUUGUAAUUUGAUGCUAUUUAAUUUCAUGUUUUCACCAUUUCUUGACAUUUUUUGCAAAAAUUGCUUGAAUUCCUAGGCAUGGAAUAACAUUGCAAACAUGGAUUUGAAUUGACGAUCUUGUACCGCAGUGUUGAAUCAUCAAUCACCAAUUCAAGCAAUUGCCAGAUUUAAGCAAUUUACACCUCAUCUCAUAGAAUUGAGACUGUAUGUGUUUUUGCAGCUUUAAAUAGUCUUGUAUCGAGCCUGGUCACCUCACAUUAACUUUCUCAGUCCCAGUAUUAUAUUGAGAAUGGGGAUGGGGGUUAAGUAGGGGCAUGAUGCAAGAUUCAAGUUUUCAAUUAUGAUCAGGGUAAAAGAUUUAUAUUUUAUGUCAUUUAAAUAUAUACCCAGGUAAAAUAUAGUGUAAUUUCUUAAAUGUAUUAUAUGCUCAUGAAGAUCAUGUAACAUGGAGCCUUUAAAAGAACACUGUUAUUCCGCCAAAAAAUCAUAGUGAAUCCAGAUCACCUUUAAAAUUGACAAUUUGAAGGUGAUCAGAAUUCACCUUAGGUUGUUCAAGGGCUUAUUUAAUACCUGGGGCUUAGUUGUGUACCAAACGAAACGAGAAACGGCACGAAAUCCGGGGCUUUGUUUUGUCUUCAUUAGAUAAUGGUGUAUA